Sceloporus undulatus (fence lizard) is the source of this 2509-nucleotide messenger RNA. RefSeq names its product dynein light chain Tctex-type 4 (gene DYNLT4). Gene Ontology annotation, molecular function: dynein intermediate chain binding. Gene Ontology annotation, biological process: microtubule-based movement. Bases 984 to 1691 code for a protein of 235 amino acids. The record is from RefSeq and is a predicted model, not a curated record. The transcript has 2 exons. Lineage: Eukaryota; Metazoa; Chordata; Lepidosauria; Squamata; Phrynosomatidae. Gene Ontology annotation, cellular component: cytoplasmic dynein complex; cytoplasm.
AUCCAUGAGGUCAUCAUAAGUCAACAGGAGACUAGAAGGCUCAAAUACAUACACAAGCACACAUGCACACACCCAGUAGUGGGAUUUUAUUAUCACAGAAGUAAUCUCUGGGAUGCACUUUCCCCCUCUCAUGUAGUUUGUUUCUGUUGUUCAAAAUCUCAGUUGAAAAGAAUUAAAGCAGGUUCAGAAAUAAAUUUUCAGCUCUUCUCUCUCACUGGCUUAAUGUCUUUGGUUAUAACCCAUUUGUUCUACUUUUUCCUAUCUUAAUUUUUCUCUUCUUAGCACCUGCAGUUGUGGCCUCAUGGUAGAUUCUCACAUUUCAUGCAUAAUUUUUUUAAAAAUAGUAAAAUUACCUCUGAGUCUUUUGGGAUAACUGUCUAACUACACAUCAUAGUCCAUCAGUGAUACCUUUAUUGGCCAACUGAAAUGGACAAUAUACUUGUUGCAAGUUUUCGAAGCUCCAUGUCCAUUUCAGUUGGCCAAUAAAGGUAUCACUAAUGGGGUUUUGUUUGGAUUUGUUAAAUGGCCAACACAGCUACCCCUGCACAUUUACACACCAUAGUAACAAACUUGAACUUGGAUGAUACUGAAAUCCUAUGAAACAGUGUUACUCAACAUGGUGGUUUGUGUGAAUUAAUGCCAGUCUGAUGCCAUCAGCUGCUAGUCCCUGAAAUAUUUACAGGAAAGAAAGAACAGUUAUACCCAAUGGACAAAGGUAUAGUACCAGUCUCUAGCACAUCAGAGAGAAAAGAUUGCUGGGCACCCACAUCACAUAGCUUAAGAAGCACUGCUAUAAAGCACACAGAUGCGGGGGGCAUAAUUUUUACAAGACAGCAAGUGAUCACAACCUACUGCUUCAUCCCUCACCAUCUCCCACGAAUUCUUCAUCCAUCUGCAUUCCCCCUGCCACCUUUAUGGAUGUCAGAGACUGACUGGGAAAAAGUCAGCUAAUAGAUGCUUGGGGCAGGAGAAUUAGAAUCAGCAUGGUAGACUGGUCUCUGGCCCCAUUCCAGCAGACUCCCAAUCAGGCGAUGGCCUCAGAAGAGAAAAAUUCCACCUGUCCAAAGGCAGGCUCAUUAUUUCUUCGUCAGAACUCUCAGUCUACAGAUAUGAUACCUAGGACACUCCUAAGGCUGCAAAGUAUUGAAGAAGGGAAAGCCCACUUCCCAUUGUCUCGAAGAAGCUCCAUCAUGAGCGUCUUCAAUGCCCCCUUUGCCAGCAGGAGGAACUCACUGGCUGCUGGGGGAAGGCGUCUCUCCAUUGGGCCCUGGAUGCACUGUGGCAGAGUAAGCUUCUCUGGGCUACCCCUCUUUGAACCUGUUCGGGAGACCCUUUAUGAAAACACCUACAAGAUCCAGCCAGAUGAAGGCUGCAAGUUUAAUUCCUCUCAAAUGCAGCAGAUUCUUGAAUCUGUUCUGGUCAGCUACCUUGGGGAUGCCAAGUACAACCCAGCAAAGGGUGGGCAGUUGGCCCAGAACAUGUCAGAUCUCAUCCGAAGCAAAGUCAAAGACGUUACCCCACCUCGCUACAAGCUGGUAUGUAAUGUUUUUCUGGGCCAGCAGGCUAACCAAGGUCUGCACAUUGCCAGUCGGUCUCUCUGGGAUGUGGAAAAUGACAACUUUGCCUCUGCCACUUUCACUAACUCAUCAAUAUUUGCUGUGGCCACAGUGCAUGGGCUAUAUUUUGAAUGAACCAUAUUGUACAGAUCUGAAGAUGCCCAUUCCCUUACUGCUAUCUAAACUGAAAUAAUUUCAAUUUGACUUCAAUUUUUGCCCAUAUCUAAUUUAAACUGCCACUAAGUGGUGCAAGAAAUACAUAUCACCUCCACUACUUUCCAGACAAAAUAUUUUAUACUGUAUUAACAGAAUGGUUGAAUAGCACACAGAUGAUGAGGAAGACUACCCCACUGAUUUGUUAGCUGUAAUAAUCCAUUAGACAUCUUCCUCUCCUUCCAAUAGCUUAUAUUCAUUUAUUGGCAUCUAAAUAAUAUGUAUUUAUUAUGUUUAUAAGUCAUAUUUAUUUUAGUGCCAUACCAACUAAUUCCUAAAAGGCUAUGGUUUGGAUGCAAGAAACCUGUAAAAGAUAAAUAACCCACCUACACUGUUAUCCAAACAUGAGUUCACCUCAUACUAAAAUAGGUAAAUUAUAGUUUUUACACUUCUGUUUGUGCAAGAGGUUACACAACUGCUUACAUGAACAGUAUAUCUGAAGUCUUUAUGGAGAACAUAUAGAUGUUAAUUGCAGCUGGAAAAAAGAUAUGCUGUAUAUUCAUUGCAUACGUAAACAUAUCUCCCCAUCUUUACUAUGCUAACAUGGAUGGAUGUCUUUUCAGAGCAGGAUACUGUGUAGUUCUUUGUGGAGCAGUAACAUGCCCUUCACAGCUCUAAGGGCUUUCUGAGGUUCACACAAGCUUCAUUUAGGCAGCUGUUCACCAACAAAAUACCAUCACAACUUGGAAUAGUACUUUCUCUUUGCUUUUUAAUAAAAAUGAGUUUCAUUGUCAUCAAAA